This is a messenger RNA of Parus major (Great Tit), 2789 nucleotides long. RefSeq names its product P2Y purinoceptor 13-like. Gene Ontology annotation, biological process: negative regulation of adenylate cyclase activity; G protein-coupled receptor signaling pathway. The coding region runs from base 1561 to 2652 and encodes 363 amino acids. Gene Ontology annotation, cellular component: membrane. Lineage: Eukaryota; Metazoa; Chordata; Aves; Passeriformes; Paridae. The record is from RefSeq and is a predicted model, not a curated record. Gene Ontology annotation, molecular function: G protein-coupled purinergic nucleotide receptor activity. The transcript has 2 exons.
AUCCUUCCCAGGACGUGUCCCUGCCUGCCAGGGCACUUCUACAACUGAAAUCCAAUUUCCUAAGAAGUGAAAAGGCAGUUCACUUGUUACUUACUGCCACCCUCAGCCCUGGGGUUUGUGCAUCUCUGGUAACCCACUGGGAUGAAUUCACCCUGCCACAAACUGUUCUGUGCCCUGCCCCAGCUGAUACAAUCAGGAACUGGGGUCCCCCACAGAGCACAGGGCAGCAGAAUUUCCUUGGAAAUAGUGUCCAGCCACCCUGGUCCUGCUCCCCCGCCAGCCCACAGGCCCCAGGCCAGGCCAGUUCCCAUUAAUUCCCCCAUUAAUUAAUGAGGGGAGUGCCAAAUGCCCCACUCCCACCUGAGAACUGACCCAUUCCACACAUUUUUUGCACCUACACAUGGAGAGAGAGUGGCAGCUCCCCUGGAUCAGGUGAGCUGUCCAGACAACAGACACAGCUGUGCCCCAGAGCCAGCACGGACAGGGAGUGCACAGGUACCUGGUACCUGCUGCCUCUGACACCUGGCAACAGCACCAACAGCUCAGGAAACACGGAAGGUACUGCCAUGGCCAUCAGUCCUGGGGCAUCACAAUGCACUGACACCCUGCAGUGGCCACCGUGGGUGAACAGAAGGCAGCCAGGGACACAUCACACUGGUGACAGUGCUGAGGGUGACCCAACCCCAGCCAUCUUCGAGGCUGUUUGCUCUCAGCAGCCGUUCAACACUGACACCAGCACCUAAAUUAAGCAGAAUGUCCCAGGUACCGAUGCACAAACUCCCUGUCACAGCUACAGCCUGAGCAGUUCAUGGAGCAAUCCACCCUGCCCCAGGAAAGCUGAACAGGAGCCACUGCCCACAUGGCAGCGAGCCCUGGGCCACACUGUCACACCAGCAGGCAGCAAAAACCCUACACAAACAGCUCUGUUCACAGGGAAAUGCACCAAAUUCCAGCCUUACACCAAACAAACACAUCACCAACCCACAGCUUCCCAUGCAGCAGGAGCUCCUUCCAGGACCAGAAGUGGCUGUGAGCAGCACAGUGCAUCCCCUGGGCACACAGGAAUCCCUUCUGGAGCUCCAAACCAAGCUCAGGUGUGUGUCAGUAACACCAGGCACACCUUGGUGCCUGGAGCUGGGGCCCCACUGUAAGGUGGCUCUGAGAAGACCCUUGUAACACGCUGGCAGUGACUGGUGACAUCCAGAACAUGGAAUUCACACACAAACAACAACUGGGAGCUACAGUCGAGGGUUAUCCUGGAACACUGUCAGGAAACCCCUACCAGUCCAGGUGUAGCAGCUCUGCCCCACACACAGACCCAGAAAUGUGUCUGCCUUGAGAGACAGGGUCAGGUUUCCUUUUCUAGUUUAUGAGAAGACGAUGUGCUCUGUCAUUCAGAGGAAAGGGAAGAGACAAAAGCAAUAGCAAACAUGACUAACUCAGGCCACAAGUCAAAAUGAGGAAGGAAACCACACACCAACAGAAAAAGGUCUCAUCUUUCUACACAUUUCUCCACUCUUAGCACUCUACUGGAGGCUUCUGCUGGCAGAGGAACAGCAGAUGGGGACAGCCACAGAGGCCUCUGCAACAGCUGCAGGUUUGCCCAGUCUGUUUCCAGCUAUGGGAGACUCUGCAAACACGAGCAGUGUUGGUAACACCAGUGGAGCACCCUCCUCUGCACAGUGUCCCCGUGACACCACCAUCACCCACCUGCUCUUCCCCGCGCUCUACACGCUCAUCUUCCUCCUGGGGCUCGUGCUCAACAGCCUGGCUUGCUGGGCUUUCUUCCACAUCCCAAGCACAUCAACUUUCAUUGUCUACUUGAAAAAUAUCUUAGUUUCUGAUUUUAUAAUGACCCUAAUGCUUCCUCUGAAGAUCCUGACAGACUCUGGCCUGGGACUGUGGCAGCUCAAAGCCUUUGUCUGUCGCUUCUCAGCCGUAAUAUUCUAUGACACCAUGUACAUCAGCAUAGUGCUACUGGGGCUCAUUGCUUUCGACAGAUUUCUCAAGAUUGUGAGACCUUUUGGGAAGUUCUGGGUGCAAAAUCUGACCUCAGCAAAGAUCCUGGCCAGUCUGGUCUGGCUCUUCUUCCUUGUUCUCUCUCUGCCCAACAUGAUCCUGUCCAACAAGACAGCGACGCCUCAGUCCGUGAGGAAGUGUGCCUCCUUGAAGAGCUACCUCGGACUCAAAUGGCAUGAAGCCAUCAACUACAUCUGUCAGUUCAUCUUCUGGACUGUCCUCAUCCUCAUGUUGCUAUUUUAUAUAAUUAUUGCCAAAAAGGUAUAUGAGUCUUACAUAAAAACACAGAAGAAAGGCAACAGAAGUGAAAAACGGAUCAAGGGGAAAGUAUUCAUCAUUUUCACCGUGUUCUUCUUAUGCUUUGCCCCCUUCCACUUCAGCAGGGUCCCCUACACUCUGAGCCAAACGAGUGGCCACAUGGACUGCCGCCUGCAGAACCAGCUCUUUGUGGCCAAGGAGAGCACGCUGUGGCUGGCAGCCACCAACAUCUGCAUGGACCCCCUGAUCUACAUGUUCCUGUGCAAGCCCUUUGUGGAGAAGGUGUUGUACAGGAGGGUAAAAGCUCUUCAGAGAACAGUCCAGACAAACCCAAACACUGAACUGGACACACGAGUGUCUCCUACUGAGUCUUGAUUCUUCAACAGCACACUGUACUCUGCAUGUUCACAAAGAACUUGAAAAAUAGUUUGGUUUACUUCUGCUGAAUAGCACAAAAGGGUGUUUGCCGAGUCAUAUUAACACUCAAUAAAUGCAGCAAAAUGGAUUUUCUA